This is a messenger RNA of Radiomyces spectabilis, 2327 nucleotides long. RefSeq names its product calponin homology domain-containing protein. Gene Ontology annotation, molecular function: calcium ion binding; actin lateral binding. Bases 276 to 2126 code for a protein of 616 amino acids. Lineage: Eukaryota; Fungi; Mucoromycota; Mucoromycetes; Mucorales; Radiomycetaceae. Gene Ontology annotation, cellular component: actomyosin contractile ring; cell projection; cell junction. Gene Ontology annotation, biological process: actin cytoskeleton organization; actin filament bundle assembly. The transcript has 15 exons. The record is from RefSeq and is a predicted model, not a curated record.
UGCCUUAUUUUUUUCUCUUGCGUCGACUUUAUCUCCGGUCCCUUGGUUUGGACGGUUUUCUUUUCUUAUUUCUUUCUUCAUCGAUCGUCAUGUCGAAAUAUUCGUCUUCGGGCUACACGCCUUCCGCUGCGUCGCAGCAACCAGUGGAAGAUACAGGUGAUAAUAACUAGACGAGUUUCUCUUACCGGUGCUUUCGGCUUUGGCGGUUGAAGCACUUUUUUUUUUUCGGCGACACGCGAAUCACUCAUUCAGGCACUUUUGUUACAGCGCGCAUCAUGGAUAAAGCUUGGGAAGUCAUUCAGCAGAAAACUUUCACAAAAUGGGUGAACAACAAACUCGACAUCAAAAGCAUACCGCAUAUCCAAAAUCUCAGUGACGAUCUUGCCAACGGUGUUCGCCUUAUCCAAUUAUUAGAAAUCAUCGGUGAUGCCGUCUUGGGUCGCUAUAAUAAGAACCCACGCAUGCGCAUUCAGUACGUUGAAAAUGUCAAUAUGGCCUUGGAAUUCAUUAAACAACGCGGUGUGGCACUCACCAAUAUUGGUGCAGAAGACAUUGUCGACAAAAAUUUAAAGCUUGUUUUGGGAAUGCUGUGGACCAUUAUUCUGCGUUUCACUAUCGCCGAUAUCAACCAAGAAGGAAAGAAUGCCAAGGAAGGUCUUUUGUUAUGGUGUCAACGCAAAACAGCGCCCUAUCAGGAGGUCGAUGUACGCGACUUUACCUACAGUUGGACAGAUGGUUUAGCCUUUUGUGCUUUGAUCCAUCGCCAUCGACCAGAUCUUCUCGAUUUUUACAGUCUUGAUAUGAAUGACCGACAUGGGAACACGGCCCUGGCUUUUGAUGUUGCAGAGAAACAUCUCGGUAUUCCGAAACUUUUGGAUGUUGAGGAUGUUUGCGAUAUUUCAAAGCCAGAUGAACGUUCCGUGAUGACUUAUGUCGCUGAAUAUUUCCACGCAUUUUCGGCACUAGACAAGGUGGAAACCGCCGGCCGACGUGUCGCCAAAUUUGCCGAAGUUAUGGCGUCGAUUUGGCAAAUGCAGCAUGAUUAUGAAGAGCGCGUAUUAAGGCUAAUGGAAGCCGUAGCCGACAUUCAAAGCAAGUGGCGAUCGACUCAACUAACGGAUCGGUACCUAGACGCCAAACAGAAAGGCACCGAAUUCACCAACUAUAAAAAUGGUCAAAAGAGAGAAUGGGUAGCUGAAAAGCGCGAUUUGGACUCGUUGUUGGGAAAUAUCCAGACAAAAUUGAAAACCUAUAAUCUCAAACCAUACUAUCCGCCUCAGGGAUUAACUUUACCGGAUCUCGACAAUGUAUGGCGUGAUCUACUGCAGCAUGAAGCCGACUAUCAUCGAAGUAUUAACAGCAAACUAAGACAAAUCAAAGAAAAUCUGCGCAAAGCUUAUGCGAACAGCGCCAAUUCCUUCCAACAGCAAUUGGAUCAAAUUUCGGCCGAGCUUGCCUCGUUGGAUGGUGAUUUAAAUCAACAACUGAACAAGGUCCAUCGUAUCACGGAAAAAGUGCCUCCAUUGAUUUCAUCCUUACGACAAGUGGAAGGAUUAGACAAAGAGUGUACUGAAGCUAAUACGGAAGAAAAUGACUAUACUGUCUAUUCGGUGGAAGAUCUGACUUUUGGUCUCGAUUUGGUGCAACAAGCGAUACAGAAAAAGAGUGCCUUUAUUCAAAAUCAGAUUGUAUCACGCAAUAUGACAAACUUGACCCCGGCUCAAUUGGAAGAAUUUGAACAAGCCUUCCGUCACUUUGACAACGACUACAGCAACACUUUAUCAAGAACUGAAUUCAGCGCGGCGUUGGCAAGUUUGGGCUUAUUUUACGAGGAGCAUGAAUUCCAGAAUCUGUUUGAUCGCAUUGCUGAAGGACAAGAUGAAGCGUCUUUUGAGCAGUUCAUUCGAUUCAUGGUGUCCAUCACCGAAGACAAGUCCACGCCGGAACAAUUACGGGACUCGUUCCGAACCAUUGCAGGCGAAAAGCCAUAUGUCACGGAACUCGAUUUGAAAAUGUGCUUGGUACCUGUGCCUGUCAUCGAUUAUCUCAAGCAUGAAAUGCCGCAAGCUCGCGAAGACAACAAUGGCUUUGAUUAUAAUUCCUAUGUCAGCCAGGUGUUCAAAUAGACGGGAUUCACUUGGAUUGAACUCCUUUGGGAAGAUGAAAAAAAAGAGGUCCGUUACUUACAACAGGAACACUUGUCAAAGAGUGGUUAUUUUUCAAUACAUUGUAGAUGUCUACUGUACAUGCAGCGCCCUAAAAAAAGGCUCAUUGAAAAAUCGCUUCCGAAUAAAAAGGGUUCACCAUGUUGGAUAUUCUCAAUGGCG